UUUGAAGCCGCUUAUAGUGCGCAAAUGCUUGAAGUUGAGUGGGAUGGUUCUUCUUUGAAUCCAUCAAAGAGCAUGGAAAUAGCCUCACGACACAAGCGCUCUAAGAGUUAUCCUGAUAAGAGGCUCAAGGAAGAACACCGUCGUCUAAAAUUGGACAUGGGACAAGGGGAGAGCCACACUGAAACCAAGGAGAACCAAUGUGUUAAAUUGGGAGUACAGAGCUCUUUGAAGCAAGAGAUUUUUCAGCUCGAGAAGCGAUUACAGGAUCAAUUUGUGGUACGGGGUGCAUUAGAAAAGGCAUUGGGCUAUAAGUCUUCCUAUCAUGAUAUUUCAAAUGAAAACUCAAUGCCAAAGCCUGCCAAGGAAUUGAUCAAGGAAAUUGCGGUGUUAGAGUUGGAAGUUGUGUAUUUAGAGCAAUACCUUCUCUCGCUGUACCGUAAAGCUUUUGACCAGAAAAAUUCUGACUUAUCUCCAUCUACCAUGGAUGAAAGGGUAAAAUCAUCUUCAUUCACACAAAAAGGUAUGAUCCUGAAAAUUUCUGGACGUGAUAUACUGUCAGAGAGAGAAAAUUUAGCUGUUCAAUCAGCUCGCCCUCCGUUACAUCAGGAUUCAAUUGCCAAGGCAUGGAAGGAUAUCAGUGAUGUGCAGGGUGCCAAAGAGCUAUUUGAUUCUGGCAUUCACCGCAGUCAUUCUUCAUUGUGUCAUCGUUCAGUUUGUUCAACUAUAACUCCUCCACCAAUGGAAACUCAGUCAUGGAAGGAUUUCAGUGAUGUACGGGGUGCCAAAAUGCUAUUAGAUUCUGGCAUUCACCGCAGCCAUUCUUCAUUGUGUCAUCGUUCAGUUUGUUCAACUAUAACUCCAAUGGAAACCCAGGCAUGGAAGGAUUUCAGUGAUGUACAGGGUGCCAAAAUGCUAUUAGAUUCUGGCAUUCACCGCAGCCAAUCUUCAUUGUGUCAUCGUUCAGUUUGUUCAACUAUAACUCCUCCACCAAUGGAAACCCAGGCAUGGAAGGAUUUCAGUGAUGUACAGGGUGCCAAAAUGCUAUUAGAUUCUGGCAUUCACCGCAGCCAUUCUUCAUUGUGUCAUCGUUCAGCUUGUUCAACUAGAACUCCACCAACGGAAACUCUAGAUAGGGCUUUACGAGCUUGCCAUUCUCAACCCUUGUCUCUGCUCAAGCAUACACAGAAUGCCACUUCAAAUGUAAACAGUUUGGCAGAACAUCUUGGUACCUGCAUAGAUGAUCAUGUUCCUGAGACACCCAAUAGGAUUUCAGAGGAUAUGAUUAAGUGCAUGUCAGCAAUAUAUUGCAAGCUUGCAGAACCCCCUCUGAUGCAUAAUGGACUUUCCUCUUCUCCUAUCUCAUCCUUGUCAUCAGGUAGUGCUUUUUCUCCACAGGAUCAGUAUGAUUUAUGGAGCCCUCGGUGCAGGAAAGAUUCUUCUUUUGAUACAUGGCUAGAUAAUCCUUUCUAUGUGGAAGGGUUGAAAGAUUUUAGCGGACCUUACAGCACAAUGAUAGAGGUACCAAGGAUUUGUAGGGAUAAUCAGAAACUAAGUGAGAGUAAAGACAUGCUACAAAAUUUUCGGUCACUUGUUUGUCGAUUGGAAGAAGUUGAUCCUAGAAAGAUGAGGCAUGAAGAGAGGCUUGCAUUCUGGGUCAAUGUACAUAAUGCAUUGGUGAUGCAUGCAUUUUUGACUUACGGAAUUCCUCAAAAUAAUAUGAAAAGAGUUGCUUUACUCCUUAAGGCUGCAUACAAGGUGGGAGGUCACACCAUUAGUGCAGACACAAUACAGAGUUCUAUUCUGGGAUGCCGUGUGCCUCGUCCUGGGCAGUGGUAUCGUUUGUUUUUUCCUACAAAGACAAAAUUCAAGGCUGCAGAUGAUCGGCAAGCAUAUGCAAUUGAACGACCGGAACCACUUUUACAUUUUGGUCUUUGUUCAGGAAGCCAUUCUGAUCCUGCGGUACGUGUAUACACACCCAAGAGAGUGAUGCAGGAGCUUGAAGCUGCAAAAGAGGAGUACAUUCGGGCUACCUAUGGGGUACGCAAGGAACAAAAGAUCAUUUUACCGAAAAUUGUAGAAUCUUAUGCAAAAGAUACAGGAUUGAGUCCUGCUGGUGUAGUGGAAAUGAUCCAACAGUGUAUGCCCGAGAGUCUGAGGAAGACCAACAUGCACAAGAGUCGGAAUGGGAAAACCAGCAAGAGCAUUGAAUGGGUACCUCACAACUUUGCGUUCCGGUACCUGAUAUCCAAAGAACUUGUGAAAUGACUGAGUUCAUAAAAACUGUCCCAACAAUCCCCAUAUCAAGGAAAGCAUAAUUAUCAUAGAACCCAAAGAGGGUUGGUUUUCUGGAAAGUCAAGUUUUGGUUUUCCCCUUUUUGUACAAAUGAAAGAGAAGAUGAAGCAAGAUAUUGUAGGAUAGAUUGGUUGCCUUCAUUUUGUAUAUUGUAAUCUAUGUCAUUCUGUAUUGUGUAAUGAGAAGCAUUGCUUACACUUUAAAUUUGAUCAA
Messenger RNA from Telopea speciosissima, 2506 nucleotides. RefSeq lists its product as uncharacterized. The transcript is spliced from 11 exons. The record is from RefSeq and is a predicted model, not a curated record. Lineage: Eukaryota; Viridiplantae; Streptophyta; Magnoliopsida; Proteales; Proteaceae. Bases 25 to 2265 code for a protein of 746 amino acids.